Messenger RNA from Triticum aestivum (bread wheat), 2720 nucleotides. RefSeq lists its product as uncharacterized. The record is from RefSeq and is a predicted model, not a curated record. Lineage: Eukaryota; Viridiplantae; Streptophyta; Magnoliopsida; Poales; Poaceae. The transcript has 3 exons. The coding region runs from base 96 to 1928 and encodes 610 amino acids.
UGAAAAAAAAUAGCUCCUCCCAAUCCCUUCCCACUGCCAAGCUCGAAACCGCCGCCGAUACUCCCGACGGUAGCCCUGCUCCGACGAAGCCGUCCAUGGAGGCGGCGGCGGAACCCCACGCCUCCGACUCUUCCGCCUCCCCUAUCGGCGCCGACGCCCCCGCCUCCAACCCGGGUGCCGCCGCCGGCGCGAGGAAGCGGAAGGCUCCGGCAGCCACGGCGAGGAAGCCUCGGAAGCGGCAGGCUCAAGAACCCAUUCAGAUCCCUGCAUACUACGGACACAGAGAAGAGUUUUACUGCGUGAAAGGCGAUGAUUUAGUUGAUUGUUCAUACAUUUCUCCUAGAGUAAAAGAUUGUGCACACGUAAUCGGCCAACUGCCGCUGCAGCCGCAGUCGAUGUCAUUGGUGGAUCUACAGCUCUGGAUCUUCAAGCUGUUCUGGCUCCAUCCAGAAACACAAGAUCUCGCUAUUAAGGGGUUCAUCAAACAACGCAAAACUGACUUGUUCGACGAAUUCGAGCCUGACUGGUAUAUGGAGUACUGCCCGUGGGACACACACUAUUUUCAAACUGACAAGUGCUGGAGUGCCUUUGCCAAUAAAUUAAAGCGGAAAAGGAAUGUGACGCAAAAGUUCAUGUUGUAUGCAGAAUGCUCUGAGAUCAAGCACUAUGGUAUUUUGCUCAAAGCCAUACAUGAUGAUUACUCUCAGUUGACAAGGGUUGUGUUGCCUGGGACGAAAUGCCUGACAACUUCUAACUUCCGCUUCCUCCGCCUAGUGGAAGACCUGUCAAUGACACCUAAGGAAAUUAUAGCUUAUCUUGCUGAACACUAUGACGAGCAGAUGAGUCCCCCUGAAGCGUGGAGGGCAAGACAGAAGGCUCUGGAGCAGGAGUUUGGUACAUUUUAUGAUUCACACAACUUUGCCCCAAGGUUACUUAAGGACAUAACAUGUAAAACCCCUUGGGGUUUUGUAGACAUCAAGGAUGCAGAGGUUGCAGGAUGUAGCAACUUUCGAGUCCUCCACCGUAUAUUUUGGGCUUUUGGGCAGUGUGUGCAGGCUUUCAAUCAUUGUCGCCCUGUGCUAUGCAUUAAAGGCACACCACUAUGCGGGAAAUAUCAAGAGGUGCUGUUGACUGCUGUAGCAUUAGAUGCUAAUGGUUACUCCAUUCCAGUAGCAUGUGCCGUCGUUGAGGGGGAGACCAAGGAAAGCUGGAUGUGGUUUCUUGGGAAUUUGGAGCAAGCAGUGAGGCAUCCAUCGGAUGUUUGCAUUAUACAUGACUACAAAAGAGAGUUGAUCGAUGCUAUAGAGGACUUUCUAAGUUCCGAUCAACGACAAUGGCAGAAAGUAGAAAGCCGGUGGUGCAUGGAACACCUUGCCAAAGACUUCUUUGCAUAUUUUGGUGACAAGAAUCUGGUGUUGAUGUUCAAGAAACUUUGUCAGCAGAGGCGACUAAAUAAGUUUGUUAAAAUCUGGAAGGAGCUCGAUGAGCUGACAACAAAAUAUACAGUAGAGAGAGAAGGUGGUACUAGUGGGGAAAUGCAGCAAGAGUUAGUCCAGCAUGAUGAGGCAGACCUGGUGGCACAAAGCCCAUGCAACCGACCUGAUUCAGUGGGCUCUGAGGAGGAAGGAGAUCAUGCCAAUGAAAACGAAGGAAAGGUAACAAAGUUUUCUGACUGGAUCCGUCUGAAACCAAUGGAGAAGUGGUCACUGGUGCAUGACACAAAGGGAGCUAGGUACGGCAUCAUGGGCGCUGAUAUAUCAAAUAUAUACAAGAAUGACCCUGUAUUGAAAGGGAUAACAUGCCUUCCGCUCAGUGCGAUAGUGGAGGUGACAUUUCUGCGCUUGGUAGAGCACUUCAAAAACACAAGUGCUACAGCAAAUGAAGCAAUUGGCAACCCAUCAAUGAACUUCCCUGAACGGGUCCACUGAAAGACUCUACUGAGACAAAAAGAUGGGCUGUCAAAAAGGUAGAGGAGGUAGGAUGGGCAGUUGGUCAGAUCUAGUAUGGAUCGUACAUGGACGAUAGUUGGAGUCGGCGGCUCUCCUAGGCUUCCCUCAUCUGGGAUCCCUGGGGAAGAGGAUCAAGUUGGCCCUUCAGAAAAAGGAAAGGACUGUUUUGUUCCUAGCCCCUGGGGCGUAGAUAGAAUUAGAUAAAAUAAAAUAAAUAGAUUUGAAAGUCCUAAAUUAGACCAAAGGAAUUCCGUCUGCUAGAAUAAGAAAAAGCGCUUCCGAAUUGAUCUCAACGACCCAUAUAACAAGCUACACCAAGUAAGAAGUGUAGAACAAUUAGCUCAUAAGGACCACCAUUGUAUAACCACUCAUCAACAGAUGCAGCUUCCCAAAUUGGGUAAAAGUGCAAUCCGAUCGCCAUUCCAGAUAGACUGAGCAAAAAAAGGGUUUCAUUUGGAUUCCCCUAUUUUGAAAAUCGCAUAUUAAUUUCCUUAUGCUGACCCAUACCACAUAGUUCCAGCAACUACGAAAGCUGCAAAAAAAAACAGCAGCGAUACUACUGGAAAGUACAGUUUCAAUAUUGCCCAUACGUAAUCCUUUAUAUAGACGUUGAGGCGGACGGACACUAAAUAUCCAUAAAGGAGCCGAAUGAAAUCAAAAUUUCAUGUUCGGUUUUGAAUUAGAGACGUUAAAAAUAAUCAACCAACGUCGACUAUAACCCCUAGCCUUCCAAGCUAACGAUGCGGGUUCGAUUCCCGCUACCCGCUCCAU